Molecule: messenger RNA, 879 nt
Organism: Epithele typhae
Lineage: Eukaryota; Fungi; Basidiomycota; Agaricomycetes; Polyporales; Epitheliaceae
Exons: 7
Coding region: 1-879 (292 amino acids)
Source: RefSeq, a predicted model, not a curated record
AUGCCUAGAAUAUCGGCGCACUCACAUGUCCUCAUAAGACGGCAGCACAGUUCCCUCCUUGCGCUGUCGCAGAAAGACGCGGCUCCCGCCCGCGCGACGUACUCGAGCCGGAUGACGGUGGGGAUCUCGCACAAGCGCGGGGACGCGAGGCGGCGCGCCACGCGCGUGCGCAUCGGCGAGGCGCGAGGUAACCAUUGCAAUGCGGCAAAGAUCUCCGUGAGGAUCCGUGGGGUCUUGGGAGGAUUCAAUGCAAGGGCGGAGUGGGAACUCACCAAAAAGGUUGUCCGCCAGGCCGAUCUUCGACUGGGCCACCUUCAAACUCAGGGAGGAAUACUCGUGCAGGAGUCGAACCUGCAGCGACCAGGCGCUGCACGUGCCACGCUUAGCCGCCGCAUAACGCGGUGGGAUGGCGUGCGGGAGGGCACUGGUAACGGAGCUCCAUUCCGAGCGCUAGCGGACUUGUGCAGACUCCCCGCGUCCACUUCGCGCACCCCGCAACUUCGCGCACCCCGCAACUUCGCGCACCCCGCAUCUCUUCGUGUUCUUCCCUCACUCACCGUUUCACGCUUACGCUCGUCCACCCUCACGCCUGUCGAAUUUGCCCCGGAAUUGGUGUCAUGUCAACGGCGCCCAGGCCCCAGACCGCACACCUCUUCGUCUCACCCGCGCCGCACGCGCCCGCACUCACCCUCACCCGUGCCCACACCGGCACACUCUACGUUCGCCCGUGCUCUCACCAUCCCAGACAUUCUCAGCACGGUGAUCGAAGCCUCGGACCCGCGGCGAUGUACCACUGGCCCGCUCCUGUCCGGCCCUAAUCGCGUCGCCGCUCCCUGCCGCGAGCACAUCCCGACGGACGCGCCGCGCGCAUACAUUUGA